GCGCGCAACAUCCCACCAGAGAUUGCGUGCGCGCACACACACACGCACGCGAACCACUGUGAGUCUGCGAACUGCAUGUGGAGGAGCUGCGUAUUUCCUCCAUAAUGUUGGGCGCUGUGAAAAUGGAAGGACACGAAACUCCAGACUGGAGCAGCUAUUAUAAUGAUGCACAAGAGGUCUAUUCUCCUAUGACGAACAGCAGUAUGAACGCUGGGCUGAGUUCCAUGAAUAAUAUGAACACUUACAUGGGCAUGUCCACCAGUGGGAAUAUGACUUCCAGUUCUUUCAAUAUGUCCUAUGCGAACCCCGCGCUCGGUGCCGGCCUGAGCCCGGGCACUAUGGACGGGAUGCCCCCGGGUCCCACCGUUGCCAUGAACGGGAUGAGCGGCGGGGUAUCGAGCAUGUGCACCGCGCUCAGCCCGUCCAACCUGAACGCCAUGACGGCUCAACACAGCUCCAUGAACGCCCUGAACCCGUACUCGAGCAUGAGCCCCACCAUGAGCUCCAUGACAUAUGCGCAGCCCAACCUCAACAGGGCCAGAGACAACAAGACUUUUAGGAGAAGUUACCCCCAUGCAAAGCCGCCCUAUUCCUACAUCUCUCUCAUCGCAAUGGCUAUCCAGCAAGCACCGAGCAAAAUGCUUACUUUAAGUGAGAUUUACCAGUGGAUAAUGGACCUGUUUCCCUACUACCGUCAGAACCAACAAAGGUGGCAAAACUCCAUCAGGCAUUCCCUGUCUUUCAACGACUGUUUCGUCAAGGUGUCCAGGUCACCCGACAAACCGGGAAAAGGCUCCUACUGGGCAUUGCACCCUGACUCUGGGAAUAUGUUUGAGAACGGCUGUUACCUGCGCCGACAGAAGCGCUUUAAAUGCGACAGAAAGUUGAUGGCGGGCAAGGGGUCAGACGGAAAAAGGGACCAGUCCAGUCGCUCGGGUUCGCCAUCGAGCGACAGUACCAGCACCAAACCCGUGCAUAUGGACUCAAGCUCUAUAACCUCUUCGAACCAGUCUUCUAGUCCACACAGGUUGGACCACAGAAGCGGUGCCACCAACUCCGAACUGAAGAGCACCGGCGCCCAGAUCCACCCCGUGUCCAGUUCGGCCACAUCUCUGUCCUCUUUGCCUUUACCCCUGCACUCAAUUGCCCACGAGACCCAGCUGCACCUCAAGGGAGACCCCCAUUACUCCUUUAACCACCCGUUUUCCAUCAAUAAUUUAAUGUCCUCCUCAGAGCAACAGCAUAAACUGGAAUUGAAAGCUUACGAACAAGCGUUGCAAUAUUCCUCCUAUGGCUCAGGGAUGUCUUCCAGUUUACCCAUGGCCGGCAGAGCCAGCAUGGACCCUUCGGCUUUAGAGGCCUCUUAUUACCAAGGUGUGUAUUCCAGGCCGGUUCUUAAUACGUCUUAGUCCAUGUUUUCAUUUCCGCUGAAGUUGCCGACGAAACAACAACAACAACAACAACAACAACAACAACUUUAUUUUGUGCAUGCACCCUGUGCAUAAAGAACUGUUACUUUAAAGUAUAAAUGUGUAUGUGUAUAAUACAAUAUUGUAAAGUGUUCCCAUUGAAUGAUUGUAUAUCCCAGUUAUAAAUCAUUGCUAGUGUAUUUAAAAUAAUUUCGAGCUUGUAAAAUACUUGUUGUAAUCCCCCAAACUUGUAGAUCCCCGCCAUAUAGUCUGUGUUACAACGUGCACGAAUGAAGGUCAGCUUUGGUCUUGUAGAGAAACGCUUGUUGCUGGUGAAAAAGCGAUUCCCCUGUCUGUUGCAGAUGUAUCUGAAUGUUGUCAUUUUACUCAUUAUUUUGGGGGUUUAUUUACCUCGUUUUGAAUAUAUAUAUAUAUAUAUAUAUAUAUAUAUAUAUAUAUAUAUAUAUAUAUAUAUAUAUAUACAAUUUUAAAUCCCAAUCUUGUAUUGAAAU
Messenger RNA from Xyrauchen texanus (razorback sucker), 1921 nucleotides. RefSeq names its product forkhead box protein A1-like. Gene Ontology annotation, molecular function: transcription factor binding; protein domain specific binding; DNA-binding transcription factor activity, RNA polymerase II-specific. Gene Ontology annotation, biological process: regulation of transcription by RNA polymerase II; anatomical structure morphogenesis; cell differentiation. The record is from RefSeq and is a predicted model, not a curated record. The coding region runs from base 105 to 1409 and encodes 434 amino acids. The transcript is spliced from 2 exons. Lineage: Eukaryota; Metazoa; Chordata; Actinopteri; Cypriniformes; Catostomidae.